Molecule: messenger RNA, 3576 nt
Organism: Pyricularia grisea
Lineage: Eukaryota; Fungi; Ascomycota; Sordariomycetes; Magnaporthales; Pyriculariaceae
Exons: 3
Molecular function (GO): protein binding
Source: RefSeq, a predicted model, not a curated record
UUCAACGCUCCGGACAUUUUUUUUCUCCUCGACCUUUCCACCUCUGUUGUGGAGCGCACAUUGCAGUAUCGUUGCGCCCCGCACAGCAUUAUGGGGCUUUUCGGGCGGAAGGCAAACCCCAGCGGGGCUCCCUCGAGUUCGGGAAAACAAUCCAGUCGCUGGAAGACCUGGAGCCGGAAAUCGGGCGGUUCAAACAAGAAUUCACCAGCCCAGAAUGAUUGCGAAGUGAGCAAUGUGUCCAUUGUUACCGGAUCGAUCAGUCCACCCCGAGAUGUCGACGAAGCGGAAGUAACGAACGCUUCAAACACAGCAACUUCCGCCGAGUUAUUACCUUCCAAGUCAUGCCCGACAAACAACAAACCAAUCCCCAACGAUGGCGGUGCAACGGCGGACUCAACGUCUUCAUGGGAUCUCGCGUAUGAAGCCCUUCGAGAAGAGAAACCAGAAAUAGUGCAGGCCUACGAGGAACUGCUGUCAAAAACCUCGUCUUAUUUAGAGAAGACAUCUUCAACAGCCGACCUGAACGACAUCCUAUCCAAGGCGUCCAACGACCGGGCGAAGCCAUUCCACGCGUCCGAUACUGAAAUAGUGAAACAAAAAGUACAGAGUGAUACAAGUUCACGGAGAACAAUGGAAAACAUCAUCGUUAUGGGCCAGAAACACAUGGAAGGGAGGCAAAUUGCCUUCAAGGUCGGGACGCAGAAGCUCGUGCUUCAAGAUCAGAUGCAACACCUUGUUACAGGUAUCCAAUUUGGAAAAGACUGGAUCGACAAAGCGGUGCAGGCCAGCCCAAUGGCAAGUACUGCCUGGGCGGGCGUUUGCUUGCUUUUGCCUCUCCUGAUCAAUCCGGCCGUAGUCGACCAAGCAAACAAAGAGGGCUUUGCGUAUGUUACUCAAAAGAUUCAAUAUUAUACAGACAUGGAGUCUUUCUUUUUGCACGGGAAUGAGCAGAUUUUCCCAGCAAAGGCGAAACACCAUCUACGAAAACUUUUUAUCGAGCUUUACAAGGCAAUUAUCGACUUCCAAGCCCAGAGCGUAUUGCGGUUUUUCAGGAGCCGAUUCAGCACUUUCGUUAGAGAUAUUGCGAAAUGGGACUCUUGGGAGGAAAUGCUCCAAAAAGUCAAAGGGUUAGUGCGCGCUGUCGACGAUAGUUCCCAGCAAAUCAAUGCCACCGCGACCAAAGCAGCACUGGGCGAGCUCGUCCAAAUGACGAGGGAGGCAGAAGAAGACAAGUGUCUGCAAGCUUUGAGACGAGGAGACUAUGUUUGGUACAAAGAGCGCGUCCAAAGCCGCGUAUCAGAUACGUGUUCUUGGUUCCUCAACCAUGAGAGCUAUCAAUCAUGGUUAGCGGCUGAAUCCGGUCCACUGCUGGUCUCGGCCGAUCCAGGGUGCGGAAAAUCCGUUCUCGCGAAAUACCUUAUCGACUCCAAAUUCAAUUUCAGGUUAUCCAAGGAUGCUGCAAUUUGUUACUUCUUUUUUAGGGACCCUGACCAGAACACGAUUGAGCUGGCUCUGUGUGCCUUAGUCCACCAAUUGCUUUGCCUGCGCCCUCAGCUAAUGCGGCAUGCCCUGGCAAGAUACAAGCAGGACGGAGCAAAGCUUGCCGACAAUACCACUGCUCUCUGGAAUGUUUUGGAGAGUGCUAGCGCAGAUCCAGAGGCCGGGACUGUUCUGAUUGUUCUUGACGCUCUGGACGAGUGUCGUCAAGAUGAGCGCAAUAUGGCAACCUUGUCACGAUUUAUCCACGAACAUUUCCAUAAAGCCAGACCAAAAAGCUUGAAAAUCCUUUUGACCAGUCGGCCCUACCAAGGAACGAUCCAGCACAUCCAAAAACUCGAAAACUCGUUUCCCAACAUUCGAAUCAAGGGCGAGGAUGAUUCGGAAACGAUUAGCGAGGAGAUCAAUGCAGUUAUCGAACAUCGCGUUAACCAAAUACACAAUUUGGAUACAACCCUCAAAAAACACCUAGAAGAACGCCUCAAAGGUAUAAAACAUCGUACAUAUCUCUGGUUGUAUCUUGUUUUGCACCACUUAGAAGAAACCACUUUUAAGAGGACCUUGCGAGGGAUUGACUCUGCCAUUCAAACUUUACCCGCUACGGUGAAUGAGGCGUACGAGAAGAUUUUGAGCCGAUCCAGCGAUCCAGCAAAAGCCAGGAAAACUGUUCUCAUCCUCCUCGCUGCAUACCGCCCGCUUACCCUUCACGAGAUGCAAAUUGCGGUCGGCUUGAGGAUGGAUACACUAUGUCUGGGAGAUCUUGAUAUGGAAUCUGACGAAAGCUUCGGAGAACGUCUUCGACAGUUGUGUGGGCUAUUUAUUACCGUGCACGACAAAAGGGUCUACUUCCUCCAUCAGACGGCGAGGGAAUUUCUCCUCCCUAUCGCAGUGUGCAUGCCGGGCCCUACUAUUACCAGAACAUGGGCGCAUACUUUGGAUAUCUGCCAAGCACACGCAGUUCUUGCAGAGUCCUCGUCGUAUUUUGGGCAUGAAGGGGUGGUUCGGAUGCUGCUGGAUACACGCAAGGUCGACGUAGAUGCGAAGGAUGGAAAUGGCCGAAUGUCCCUAUCAUGGGCCGCGGAAGAAGGGCAUAAAACCGUGGUUCGGAUGCUGCUCGAUACAGGCAAGGCCGACGUCGAUGCCAAAAGUAAAAUUGGUCGAACGCCGCUGUCAUGGGCCGCGGCAAAAGGGCACGAAGCCGUGGUCCAAAUGCUGCUCGAUACAGGCAAGGUCGAAGUCGAUGCGAAAGAUGAAGAGGGCCGAACGCCGCUAUCAUGGGCCGCGGAAGGAGGGCACGAGACCGUGGUUCGAAUGCUGCUCGAUACACGCAAGGUUGAUGUCGAUGCCAAAAGUAAAAUUGGUCGAACGCCGCUGUUAUGGGCUGCGGAAGGAGGGCACGAAGCCGUGGUUCAAAUGCUGCUCGAUACACGUAAGGUCGAAGUUGAUGCCAAAAGUAAGAACAGCCGAACGCCGCUGUCAUGGGCCGCUGCAAAAGGGCACGAAAUCGUGGUUCGAAUGCUGCUGGAUACACACAAGGUCGACGUCGAUGCGAAGGAUGGAAAUGGCCGAACGCCGCUGUUGCGGGCCGCGGAAGAAGGGCACGAAACCGUGGUUCGAAUGCUGCUCGAUACAGGCAAGGUCGACGUCGAUGCAAAGGAUGACGAGGGCGGAACACCGCUGUUGUGGGCUGCGGCAAGAGGGCACGAAGCCGUGGUUCGGAUGCUGCAUGAUAUUAUUGAUCACAGGCGCUUUAGUGCGCUCGAGGGACAGGAAAUUUAUACAAGUCUUUGUAAAAAAGAAAAGAACCACAAAACCCCCAAAACGUUCAGAUACCUGUGGAUGCUCGUUACGCGGAGGCUGGCUUCGGAAAAGGUUACGGGAUUCAUCCUCCUGCAGCUGAUAUUCUUUGAGGUUAGCGCACUGGACUUUUCCUUCGCUUUCCUCGUUGUAGCUGGUAUCAAAGGCCACCUGUACGAAAACAGCUCUGCUUCCUCGCCGCCUCUCUUUUCCCGAGGGAGGUUAAAUGUGACCAACAGUAGUCCCUAUCGCCUAUAUCGUGGAUAUAGCGAUGUUGGUUGA